This is a messenger RNA of Meyerozyma guilliermondii ATCC 6260, 891 nucleotides long. RefSeq names its product oxidoreductase. Gene Ontology annotation, molecular function: oxidoreductase activity. Bases 1 to 891 code for a protein of 296 amino acids. NCBI's taxonomy places the organism in Eukaryota, Fungi, Ascomycota, Pichiomycetes, Serinales, Debaryomycetaceae. Gene Ontology annotation, cellular component: cytosol. The record is from RefSeq and is a predicted model, not a curated record. The transcript has a single exon.
AUGUGCCUCUUACCAGCCGGUAGCACUGUAUUAUGUCAUCACCCAGUAGUGAGUGUGGAGAUUAAAUCCUCAAUCUUCAUGUCUUUCGGUGCCAAAGCCGCUGAACGCCUUGCCAACAAGAUCAUAUUGAUCACUGGGGCAUCGUCUGGUAUAGGCGAGGCUACCGCCAGAGAAUUCGCUGCUGCUGCCAAUGGAAAAAUUCUGUUGAUUUUGACCGCUCGGAGAGAAGACAAACUCAAGUCUCUCUCGCAACAAUUGAGCCUCAUUUACCCGCAAAUUAAAAUCCAUUCUGCUCGUCUUGAUGUCUCUGAGUUUUCGUCACUUAAGCCGUUCAUUACUGGGUUGCCAAAGGAUUUUGCUAGCAUCGACGUUUUGGUGAAUAAUGCGGGGAAAGCAUUGGGAAGAGCCAAUGUUGGUGAAAUUUCCCAAGAGGAAAUCAAUGGCAUGUUCCAUACCAAUGUUCUUGGGUUGAUAAACUUAACUCAGGAGGUGUUACCCAUCUUCAAAAAGAAAAAUGCUGGAGAUAUUGUGAACAUUGGCUCAGUGGCCGGUAGAGAACCUUACCCUGGAGGUGCAGUAUACUGUGCUUCAAAGGCAGCAGUUAACUACUUUUCUCAUUCUUUGAGAAAGGAAACUAUCAAUUCCAAAAUCAGGGUCAUGGAGGUGGAUCCUGGGGCAGUAGAGACAGAGUUCUCGUUGGUUCGUUUUGGCGGUGAUGCCGAGGCUGCGAAAAAGGUGUAUGAGGGAACCGAGCCUUUGGGCCCAGAAGAUAUUGCGGAAAUCAUUGUGUUUGCUGUGUCGAGAAAAGCCAAAACUGUCAUUGCGGAAACUUUGGUGUUUCCUACCCAUCAGGCUGGAGCAGUUCAUGUUCAUAGAGGGCCGCUUGAGUGA